AUGUUAGAGCCAAAAGCAUCUGAAGCCGCGAUUUCAGCAAUUGCUGCGCUACAGCAGCGCAUCAGAGAUUUAGAAAAAGAAAGGGAACAACUUUUAAAGGAAAAAGAUCAUUUUGAAAAGCAUGGAUUUGAAAAUAUCAUGAGAAUUUCAGAAAGAGAAAUGCGAUGUGAUCAAGCACAAGUUGUCGGAAAUGAUAUUAUCAAUUAUGUCAAUCGAAUCCAAACAGACGUUCAAAAUGCAAAAAAGAAAAAUCGCGAGUUGAAAGAAUUAUUAUUCAAUAUGGAAGCUGCUUUUCCUGAACUUUCUGGGAAUGUUAAAUACUCACUUCGUUGCAAACAAGAAAUCAAAGAAAAUUCUUAUCUUGCUACAGACACUCUUAAUGACUAUCAGAUACUCUUAAGAGAUAUUAUAAGAAUAGAGCCAAUCAAUAUUAAUGAUAAUAUUCGCACUAAAUUAGAUAUUAUUGAUUUUUCAAAGAUUCAAAUACCAGAUUUUGUAGAACCGAUUAUAGAAGAACUUCAGAGCUGUCCCAAAAAUUUCAAAAAAAUUUCCACAAAGAAACAAUUCAAAAAUGUACAACAUAUUUUUAAGGCACGUGAUUGUAUCAGAUACAUCACAAAUAGAAUUACAUUUUUAUCAGAAAAUGCUGUUGUUACAAAGCGUUUUAAUAUGUAUGACGGAGAAAUCUUUGAACUUUACAAAGGAUACGCCGAAUUAUACAAAGAAUACAAAAAAUUCAAAGUGUAA
This is a messenger RNA of Trichomonas vaginalis G3, 747 nucleotides long. RefSeq lists its product as uncharacterized. The transcript has a single exon. Lineage: Eukaryota; Parabasalia; Trichomonadida; Trichomonadidae. The record is from RefSeq and is a predicted model, not a curated record. Bases 1 to 747 code for a protein of 248 amino acids.